Molecule: messenger RNA, 1630 nt
Organism: Drosophila obscura
Lineage: Eukaryota; Metazoa; Arthropoda; Insecta; Diptera; Drosophilidae
Gene: Argl
Product: argininosuccinate lyase
Exons: 3
Cellular component (GO): cytosol
Molecular function (GO): argininosuccinate lyase activity
Source: RefSeq, a predicted model, not a curated record
CUUACAGUUCAUAGAACAACAUGUACUAAUUUUAAAGAUAAGCGGCUGAAAAAUAUUGUAUUUGUGAAGCUCGUUUGUUGCCGGACUGCGUUCAGUAGUCUUCCAUCAUUGACGCCAGACGGAUCAGGAAUCAUGACAACAUCCCAGCAGCACUCCAACUACCAAUUGUGGGGCGGACGCUUCAGCGAGAAGCCAAGUGCGGCUCUGCAGGCUCUGAAUAUCAGUCUGCCGUACGACUCCCGUCUCUAUGCGGACGAUCUGGAUGCCAGCAAAGCUUAUGCAGAGGCCCUGCAGCGUGCAGGAUACUUGAACACCGCCGAGGCGGACAAGCUGGUGAAGAGUCUGGAGCUGAUUCGGUACGAUUGGAUCGAGCGCACCAUCAAGUUCCUGCCCAGCGACGAGGAUGUGCACACGGUCAACGAGCGACUGCUGGUGCAGAUAACCGGCGAGCUGGGCCAGCGACUGCAUACCGGCCGCAGCCGCAACGACCAGGUGGUCACCGACAUGAAGCUUUGGCUGCGAAGGGGCAUUCGAGAGACACUCGGUCGCCUGAAUCGCGUCAUAGAGGCAGCCAUCAAACAAGCUGAGGCGCAUCUCGGCGUCCUCAUGCCCGGCUAUACGCACAUGCAGCGCGCCCAGCCGGUUCAGUUCUCCCACUGGCUUCUGUCCCAUGCCUUCGCUCUGCGCGAGGACGGUCUCCGUUUCGCGGAGCUGCGUGCUCGGGCAAAUGUCCUGCCUCUGGGCAGUGGAGCACUGGCCGGCAAUCCGCUCGGCAUCGAUCGUCUGUGGCUGGCCGAACGCUUGGGCUUCUCUGGCGUCACGGCCAACAGUAUGCAUGCUGUCGGAGAUCGCGACUUCGUAGUGGACUUCAUCUACUGCUGUUCCCUGGUCAGCAUUCACCUGUCCCGCUUGGCCGAGGAUCUGAUCAUCUACAGCACCAAGGAGUUCGAUUUCAUUCGACUGCAUGACAGCCUCUCCAGCGGGAGCAGUCUGAUGCCACAGAAACGCAAUCCGGAUAGCUUGGAGCUGUUGCGUGGCAUCUCCGGCGUGAUCAGCUCCAAUCUGACUGGCAUUCUGAUGACCAUCAAGGGCACACCGUCCACCUACAACAAGGACCUGCAGUUCGAUAAGGAAUACUGCUUUCAGUCGUUCGAUAAGCUGGCCCAGGUGCUCGAUAUAGCUGAGGGUGUUAUCCGGACGAUGCUGGUGCAGCGGGAAACCAUGGAGGCGGCACUCAGUCCGGAUAUGCUAGCCACAGAUUGGGCCUACUAUUUGGUCAGGAAGGGCAUACCCUUCCGGCAGGCCCAUCAUUUCAUUGGACGCGUCGUCUCGCUGGCAGAGCAACGCGGUGUGGGCAUCACCGAGGUGCCGCUGGGCGAACUGCAGCAGAUCUGUCCCGCCUUCGGAUCGGACAUUGCCAGCGUGGCCGAUUACGCCCACAAUGUGCAGCAGUACGAUGUGAUUGGGGGCACGGCCACGGCCAGCAUUCAGGAGCAGCUGCGCCUCCUGAAGAACUUCGUCAAGGACUUGCGAAAACAGUCCUAGAACACAGGCGCUUUAUUUGCAAGCUGUCGUUGCGUUUGGCUUUGGUUUUUGGUUAACAAAUAAACAAAAAGAUUUACAUUGGGCA